AUGAACUCCCUUCGUACAACAGUUGUUCAGAAGCCCUUCGUACAGCGUGCCUGGGAGGAGGCGAAGCUGGCUGAGCUGAAACAGCAGGCUGCUGAAGAGAGGCAGGCAGCGACCGAAAAAUUUGAGAAGCAGGCUGCUGAGGCCCUUUGGACCUUCUGCCACGCCACGGAAACUGAGGUUUUCCCUACUCUGAUGGCCGGGGAAAGGGUCAUCAACGAGCUGGGAGCAUUUGACAUCCCUAGUUUCAAGGCGGCUAUCUCUCGUCGAAUCGCUGCCGAGGCUGCUGGCCAAGUUCGGGAGAUGGAGCAGAGGCUGGAGGGUCUGAAGUCCAGCAGGAUGGCUGCUGAAGAGGCUCAACAGGCCAGGGAAGCUCACCUUUCUGCUGCCCAAGCUGCUGCUGAAAGCCAGGACCAGAAGCUGAAGGACUUUGAAGAUCAGAUGAAGGUUAAGGGAGAUGAGCUGACCCAGGCCAAGGCCGAGACUUCCAUCGUCCAGCUGGAGCUUAAUGAGCAGAAGACUUCUUCCUCCAAACUCUCAGAGGAGUUAGAAAAAUCUAAAAAGGAUUUGGAGGAGAGUCGAAAGAGGUUGGCUGACGCUGAAGCCUUGCUCCAAGCUAAGUGUGCGCUUUGGGCUCAGGACCCCGAGGAUCCGCACAUGCUGUAUGCCACUCCUGCUGAGCAUGAAAUCCUUUGGGCUGAACAAGCCGAGGAGGAAGCUGAGCGGCAGGAGUUGGAGGCUGAACAGCGAGCCGCUGAAGCUCAGGCAAGGGCACAACCUGCCUCCUCCGCUGCUGGGACCGAGACUUCCCCGGGGCUAGACCCAGCUGACCAGCCUGAUCCUCCGGCUGAAGCAUAG
This is a messenger RNA of Chenopodium quinoa (quinoa), 855 nucleotides long. RefSeq names its product chromosome partition protein Smc-like. The record is from RefSeq and is a predicted model, not a curated record. NCBI's taxonomy places the organism in Eukaryota, Viridiplantae, Streptophyta, Magnoliopsida, Caryophyllales, Amaranthaceae. The coding region runs from base 1 to 855 and encodes 284 amino acids. The transcript has 2 exons.